GCCCUCCUCUCAAGGGCUAGCAGGUUCCCUCUGGACCUGUAGGGCACCACCCCCAUCUAGCCACCAUGGCGCAUGGCUUCCCAGUGGGAUUCGACCCAGCGGGCCUCAGAGACCUAAGCUCUGGCUCUCUGAGCUCCCUCUCCUCCCGAGGCCACCUGGGCAGCGAGUCAGGCUCUGCAACCAGAUACCUGCUGAGAAAGCAACGGCGGCUGCUGAAUGGGCCCCUCCGCGGAAUCCGAGCCUCAUCGCCCAUGGGCCGUGUCAUCCUCAUCAACUCCCCCAUCGAAGCCAACAGCGAUGAAAGUGACAUCAUCCAUGCAGUUCGAGUGGAGAAGAGUCCAGCUGGGAGGCUGGGGUUCAGUGUGCGGGGCGGCUCUGAGCACGGCCUGGGCAUCUUCGUCAGCAAGGUGGAGAAGGGGAGCAGUGCAGAGCGGGCUGGUCUGUGCGUGGGUGACAAGAUCACUGAGGUGAAUGGGCUGAGCCUGGAGAGCACCACGAUGGGCAGCGCUGUGAAGGUGCUGACGGGCAGCAGCCGCCUGCACAUGAUGGUGAGGCGCAUGGGCCGCGUACCAGGCAUCAAGUUCUCCAAAGAGAAGACCACAUGGGUGGAUGUGGUCAAUCGGCGUCUGGUGGUGGAAAAGUGCAGCUCAACGCCCUCUGACAGCGGAUCAGAGGACGGCGUACGGCGCAUCGUCCAUCUCUACACGACCUCUGACGACUUCUGCCUGGGCUUCAACAUCCGCGGGGGCAAGGAGUUCGGCCUGGGCAUCUAUGUGUCCAAAGUGGACCAUGGUGGACUGGCCGAGGAGAAUGGCAUCAAGGUGGGGGACCAGGUCCUGGCGGCCAAUGGUGUCAGGUUCGACGACAUCAGCCACAGCCAAGCCGUGGAGGUGCUGAAGGGCCAAACACACAUCAUGUUGACCAUCAAGGAGACCGGCCGGUACCCUGCCUACAAGGAGAUGGUUUCUGAAUACUGUUGGCUGGACCGAUUGAGCAACGGGGUGCUGCAGCAGCUGUCCCCCGCCUCGGAGAGCAGCUCCAGCGCCUCCUCAUUCGCCUCCAGUGCCCCCUACAGCUCGGCUGAUGGCUGGAGCUCCCUGCCCUCGGACCGCAUGGAUGUCUGCCUGGGGUCUGAGGAGCCAGGCAGCUGGAGCCCAGGCCGGGGGCGGGCAGACACGGCCAUGCAGACGGAGCCAGACGCGGGGGGCCACGUGGAGACCUGGUGUAGCCUGCGGCCCACAGUCAUCCUCAGGGACACGGCCAUCCGCUCCGACGGCCCCCCGCCUGCCCCCCGCCUUGACUCUGCGCUCUCUGAGUCCCCCAAAACUGCUCUGCUCCUGGCCCUCAGCCGACCCCGGCCCCCCAUCACCCGCUCCCAGAGCCACCUGACCUUGUGGGAGGAGAAGAAACAGCGGAGGAAGGAGAAGUCGGGGUCCUCUGGGGAGAAGGGGGCCCUGCAGCGCUCCAAGACCCUGAUGAACCUCUUCUUCAAGGGAGGGCGGCAGGGGCGGCUGGCAGGGGACGGGCGCAGAGAGGCCUGGACGCUGGACAGUGGGAGCACGGCCAAGCCCCGCCCCCACCCGGACCUGGAGAAAGCCCCCAGGGCUCUGCUCUCUCCUGGUUCUCCUCCGACUUCUCUGGCCACUCCUCUCCUUCAAAGGCUCCUCUUUUUCUUUCUGUCCCUUGAAGCAGGGGGAGUGGGGUCCGUGCAGAAGUUUGUCACCUGGAGGCUGAGACGUGACCGGGAGAGGGGCCGGACUCUGCUCUCUGCCAGGUCCAGGAGCCCCUCCAGCCAGCUGCCCAACGUGGAUGAGAGGGUGCAGGCCUGGGAGAGCCGAAGGCCCCUGAUUCAGGACCUGGCCCGGCGGCUGCUGACUGACGACGAGGUGCUGGCUGUCACCCGCCACUGUUCCCGGUAUGUGCAUGAUGGCGGCGUGGAGGACCUGGUGAGGCCCCUGCUGGCCAUUCUGGACAGGCCUGCGAAGCUGCUGCUGCUGAGGGACAUCAGGGGUGUGGUGGCCCCCACAGACCUGGGUCGCUUCGACAGCAUGGUGAUGCCUGUGGAGCUGGAGGCUUUUGAGGCCCUCAAGAGCCAGGCAGUUUGGCCUCCUGCCUUGCGACCAGCCCGGCAGGACACACCGCCCAAGCGUCACCUCAUCACUCCUGUGCCUGACAGUCGUGGAGGCUUCUACCUACUUCCUGUGAACGGCUUCUCAGAGGAGGAAGAUGAUGAGGAGCUGAGGGAGCAUCUGGGGGGCCUCCAGGUCUCCCUGGGUGCCUCUGCCUCCCGCCACCCUCAUAAAGGGAUCCCCCCUCUCCAGGAUGUGCCAGUAGAUGCCUUCAUCUCACGCAGAAGCACCUGCACACCCCCUCCCCAGCCACCCCCCGUGGCUCCCCGGCCCCCAAGGCCUAACUGGCUGCUGACAGAACCCUUGACCCUAGAGGGCCCUCGGCAGAGCCGGAGCCAGGGCCCAGGCCAGAGCCGCAGCCGCAGCCGGGGCAGAGGCAAGUCCCCCGGACGCAGGCGUUCCCCAUCCCCGGCACCUAUCCCCACUCCCAGCACAGCCAUUGGGCGCUACCACAAGCCUCGGAAGGCCAGGCCUCCUCUGCCACGACCUACGGAUGGGCAGGUGGCCAAGGCAGGGGGCAGUCAAGGGCCCGCUGAGAACGGAACCGGUGGGACAGCCGAAGAGGCAGCCAUGAAGGUCCCCAGUGGGGAGCUGAGGACCGUCACGCUAUCCAAGAUGAAGCAGUCCUUGGGCAUCAGCAUUUCUGGGGGCAUUGAGUCCAAGGUGCAGCCCAUGGUGAAGAUAGAAAAGAUCUUCCCUGGGGGCGCCGCCUUCCUCAGUGGGGCCCUUCAGGCUGGCUUUGAGCUUGUGGCCGUGGAUGGAGAGAGCCUGGAGCAGGUGACCCACCAGCGGGCAGUAGACACCAUCCGCCGGGCUUAUCGAAACAAGGCUCGGGAGCCCAUGGAGCUUGUGGUCAGGGUCCCCAGGCCCGACCCACUGCCCCUACCCUCUGACUCAUCAGCCUUCACUGAACAGCGGCUUCCUGGUGACCACUCCCCUGCCCACUGACCCCUUGAUGGUAUUCCAGCUACCUCCCACUGG
This is a messenger RNA of Kogia breviceps (pygmy sperm whale), 3110 nucleotides long. RefSeq names its product PDZ domain containing 7 (gene PDZD7). Gene Ontology annotation, molecular function: protein binding. Gene Ontology annotation, biological process: auditory receptor cell stereocilium organization; sensory perception of sound. Gene Ontology annotation, cellular component: stereocilium tip; plasma membrane; cilium. Lineage: Eukaryota; Metazoa; Chordata; Mammalia; Artiodactyla; Physeteridae. The record is from RefSeq and is a predicted model, not a curated record.